GUCGUAUUGUAGUUAAGUCAACUCAUGGACUCCACCAAUGCGGCUUGCUAGUCGGAAGUACAGUUUAUUUCCACCGUGUUUGCGUGGCUUCGCACACAUAUGGACAAACGUCUGGCAUACAAUGGAGACCAGCAAUAAUGCCACAGCCCAGAAUGAUGCUGGUGGUGACGGGAGAUGAUUUCGGCUACUGUCCCAGGAGAAACCAGGGAAUUGUGGACUGCUUCCAGGCUGGAGGCAUUUCCAAUGUGUCACUGCUGGUUAAUGCCUCUGCUGCCAAAGAGGCAGCAGAUCUGGCUAAAAGGCACAACAUCCCAAUCGGCCUCCAUGCCAACUUGUCAGAGGGCACUCCCGUGUGCCAGAGCCUCCAGCAAGAUUCCACACUGAUAAACCAGCGUGGCUUCUUCCAUGGGAAGAUGGGCUUCCGUCAGGCACUGGAGAGAGGCCAGCUCAGCAUGAAACAGGUGGAGCUAGAGUUGAGGGCCCAAGUCAGGCUGUUCAGGGAACUGACAGGUCACCUGCCCCAUCACAUGGACGGACACCAACAUGUUCAUGUACUGCCAGAGGUGCGGGAGGUUUUUGCACAGGUCCUUUCGGAUCUCAAGAUUCCAUACACUCGUGUUCCAGUGGAGCCAGGUUUACACAGCUGCCCAACACUGCCAGCACACCUCCAAAGGUUCUACACACAGGUGGAGAAGGAUGCUCUGGACUCCAUCCCUGUCUUCACUCGCUAUGGAAUCAGAUGGCCAGACGUGUACCUGGGACUGACCACCAUGGGCCAGAACAUGUCCGUCCCUAACCUGCAGAGGGCCCUCAGCCACGCCUUGGCUGCAGGUUCUCCAAGCACUACCUCCAGCAGCGCAUCAGGCUCCAGUCAGCCCAUGGUCACAGCAGAGCUUAUGGUCCACCCGGGUUACCCCAGUAACCCCCACGAAGGAGGCUGUGGAGAGGGCCCGGAUGACUUCUCCCAGUCGGCUGACAGACAGCAUGAGCUGAACGUGCUCACUGACCCGUCCCUACUGGCCAUCUACAGCCAAGAGGGAGUGCAGCUCUGUGCCUUCAAAGACAUCUGAGUACUGCUGUGUAAACAUGACAAACGUACAGUCAGGUCCAUAAUUAUUUGGACAAUGAUACAGUUUUGGAAGUGUUUGGGGCACCAUUAUCUGCUCAGA
Epinephelus lanceolatus (giant grouper) is the source of this 1169-nucleotide messenger RNA. It is a transcript of the gene ydjc, whose product is annotated as YdjC chitooligosaccharide deacetylase homolog. The record is from RefSeq and is a predicted model, not a curated record. Gene Ontology annotation, molecular function: deacetylase activity. Lineage: Eukaryota; Metazoa; Chordata; Actinopteri; Perciformes; Serranidae. Gene Ontology annotation, biological process: carbohydrate metabolic process.